AUGGAGCUGGAGAACCAAACCUCUGUCGAAGAAUUCAUCUUUGCAGGACUCUCCAGCCACCGAAGGACACAGCUUCUGCUUUUUGUGGUCAUCCUCAUUAUCUACAUCCUGACUGUGGUGGAGAACCUGCUGGUCAUCCUGCUGGUGCAAAUGGACUCCCGCCUCCACACGCCCAUGUACUUCUUCCUGAUGAACCUCUCGGGCAUGGAGAUUUUGUAUGUCUCCUCCAGCCUGCCCCAGAUGCUGGCAAACCUCCUGGCUGGACAUGGAGUCAUUUCCAUUGCACGCUGUGCUGCCCAGAUGUACGUAGGGGCGCUUUCAGGUGGUGUCGAAUGCCUCCUGCUGGCUGUGAUGGCUUAUGACCGCUACUUGGCCGUCUGUCACCCUCUGCGAUAUACUGUUGCCAUGGGCAGAGGGCGCCAACUGCAACUUGCCUUUGCUUCCUGGGCAGCAGGCUUCGUCAUUGCCACAAUGAAUGUGACCGGCACCUUCCGCCAUGCCUUUUGUGGUUCCAACCACAUCAACCACUUCUUCUGUGAGCAGCCCACAGUGCUGAAACUUGCAUGUGGUGAUACCCACAUCACUGAGGCCAUCAUGUUUGCAAAUGGCUUUGUCGUUUUCGUUGGUCCCCUGUCUGUUAUCUUGAUAUCGUACAUGCUCAUCCUGUCUUCUGUCUUACGAAUGCGGUCCUCUGCCAGUCAGCACAAGGCCUUCUCUACGUGUGGCUCCCACUUGGCCGUAGUCACCAUCUUCUAUGGCACCGCCAUGUCUGUGCACAUGAACUCACAGUCAGGUGAGCACCCUGAUCAGGUCAAAGAAAUAGCUGUCCUUUAUAUUGUGGUUACCCCUAUGUUCAAUCCUCUCAUUUACACUCUAAGGAACAAGGAAGUCCAUACAGCAGUGGCCAAGGUGUUGCAAAGAAGGAGAUUUGAGCGAAAUGGUUGA
Hemicordylus capensis (graceful crag lizard) is the source of this 945-nucleotide messenger RNA. RefSeq names its product olfactory receptor 2D3-like. Gene Ontology annotation, biological process: G protein-coupled receptor signaling pathway. Gene Ontology annotation, cellular component: membrane. The coding region runs from base 1 to 945 and encodes 314 amino acids. The transcript has a single exon. Gene Ontology annotation, molecular function: olfactory receptor activity; G protein-coupled receptor activity. Lineage: Eukaryota; Metazoa; Chordata; Lepidosauria; Squamata; Cordylidae. The record is from RefSeq and is a predicted model, not a curated record.